AGAUGGGCAGAGAGAGGAAGGGCAGGAUAAGGCUCAGCAGCUGACACCAGAGCAGUCCCCCCUCCCCCACCACCCUUCCGGGCAGCCCGGGCCCUGGCAAAGGGCACUCACAGCCAUCUGAGGGAGGCAUGGGGGCAGGACAGAAAAGCCCUGAGCUCAGCCAGGGGCACCGGAGAGCUGAAAGCCUGCCAAGCACAGCUUUCAGUUUUCCAGGUUGCGCCCCAUUCUAGGGGAGGAGAAAGUGGGCUGGGCUACCCAUAAGAAACCUAGGCCUGCAGCUAGAGAGGCCAGGCCUGCAGGCCAGACACAGGACACAGGUGAGCAGGCAACCCUUAUAAUACUCGCUACAGCGGACGGAGCACGAGCCCGGUGAUUGGAUCCCGUCCAAAGCUCAACAAACAGGCACCAAGGAGAUCCAGGCUAGGAUGGGCAGCCCAGUGCACCGAGUGUCCCUGGGGGAUACCUGGAGCACGCAAGUGCACCCUGACAUAGAGAGUGAGAGGUACAUACAGUCCUUCAACGUGGAACGGCUCAUCAACAUCCUUGAUGGAGGUGCCCAGAACACUGCGCUCCGGAGGAAAGUUGAAAGUAUCAUCCACAGUGACCCAGAGUUUAGCCUGAAGGAUAAUUAUUUCAUGACCCAGAAUGAACGUUAUGAAGCCGCCGUUAAGAGGAAAUUCCACCUGCAGACAAUAGCAAAGCGCCAGGGCUGGUCGGAAGGCAGUCCUGAAUUAUAUUACAGUUACAGAACCCUUUCUGGAGACCUGGCCUUCAGUAUACACAUGGUGUUCCUGAAAUCCCUCAAGAGCCUGGGCUCAGAGGAGCAGAUUGCCAAAUGGGCCCCACUCUGCAACGAUUUCCAGAUCAUCGCAACAUAUGCCCAGACAGAACUGGGCCACGGGACAUAUCUUCAGGGCCUGGAGACUGAAGCCACCUAUGAUGCAGCCACCCAGGAGUUUGUGGUGCACAGCCCCACGAUGACGGCCACCAAAUGGUGGCCUGGGGACCUGGGACGGUCCGCCACCCAUGCCUUGGUCCAGGCCCAGCUGAUCUGCUCAGGAGCCCGACAGGGCAUGCACGCCUUUAUUGUGCCCAUCCGGAGCCUCCAGGACCACACCCCACUGCCAGGAGUCACUGUUGGAGACAUCGGGCCCAAGAUGGGCUUUCACCACAUAGACCAUGGCUUCCUGCGACUGGACCAUGUGCGGAUCCCUAGAGAGAACAUGCUGAGUCGCUUUGCACAGGUCUUGCCAGACGGCACCUACCUCAAGGUCGGAUCAUUGCAGAUCAACUACUUAUCGAUGGUGGUGAUGCGAGUGGACCUGCUUUUGGGUGAGAUCAUACCCAUGCUGCAGAAGGCCUGUGUCAUCGCCAUCCGCUACUCGGUCAUCCGCCACCAGUCCAGCCUCCGGCCCAGCGGCCCAGAGGUAAAAAUCCUGGACUAUCAGACACAACAGCACAAACUCCUUCCUCAGUUGGCCACAGUCUACGCGUUCCACUUCCUGGCAAGCAACCUCUUGAAAUUCUUCCACAGUUCCUACAGUGCCAUUCUGAACAGAGACUUCAGCCACCUGCCUGAGCUUCACGCACUGAGCGCAGGAAUCAAGGCCAUGGUGUCAGACCUGUGCCUCCAGGGGACUGAGUUGUGCCGUCGAGCCUGCGGUGGCCAUGGCUACUCGAAGCUGAGCGGCCUGCCCUCCCUGGUCAGCAGAGUGACAGCCUCCUGCACCUACGAGGGUGAGAACACUGUGCUCUACCUCCAGACGGCCAGGUUUCUGGUGAAACACUACUUGCAAGUUCAUGGGUCCCUAGGCUCCACAUCGCAGAUGUUUCUCCCCAAGUCCACUGCAUACCUGACUACACCUUACCAGGCCAGGUGCCCAGCCCAGAAAGCAGCUGACUUCCUCCAUGCAAAACUCUAUACCGCGGCCUGGGCACACGUAGCAGCCAGGCUCAUAAAGGACUCAGCGCAUCACUUACAGACUCUGAUGCAAUCCGGAGCUGACUGGGAUGAGGCCUGGAACCAGAGCACUGUCCUACACCUCCAGGCUGCUAAGGCACAUUGCUACUAUAUCAGUGUGAAGAAUUUUACAGAAACUCUGGACAAACUAGAAAACGAACCAGCAAUUCAGCAGGUGCUCAAACGCCUCUGUGAUCUCUAUGCUUUACACAGUAUCCUGACAAACUCGGGUGACUUUCUCCACGAUGGCUUCCUAUCUGGGACCCAAGUAGAUGCGGUGAGAACAGCCUACCUGAACCUGCUCCUCCUCAUCCGGAAGGAUGCCAUCUUGUUAACUGAUGCUUUUGACUUCAUGGAUCACUGUUUAAAUUCAGCACUUGGCUGUUAUGAUGGAAAUGUCUAUGAACGUCUGUUCCACUGGGCUCAGAGGUCACCGACCAAUACUCAGGGGAACCCUGCCUAUGAGAAAUACAUAAAACCACUAUUACAAAGUUGGAGAUCCAAGCUGUGAAAUAAUGAAGAGCAUUCAAGAGGCGCCACCAUGGGACUAUGAACUAUGGCAUAUAUAGCAUUCAACUUUAAAGUAUACUUCAUAUAUACUUUAUAUAUUUCAAAAAAAUAUAUAUAUAUAUAUACACACACACACAUAUACAUAGUUGUUGUUUUUAAAGUAAGCUCUAGGGGCGCCUGGGUGACUCGGUCAAUUAAGCAUCUGCUUUUGUUUUUGGUUCAGAGGUCCUAAUCUGGGGUCCUGGAAUGGAGCCUUGCAUCAGGAGGCUCCCUGCUCAGUGGAGAACCUGUUUCUCCCUCUUCCCUAUACCCCUCCCCUGUUCAUGCUUUCUAUGCUAUCUCACUGUCUCUCAAAUAAAUAAAUAAAAUUGAAAGGAAGGAAGGAAGGAAGCAAGCAAGCAAGCAAGCAAGCUCACUUGCUCUGAGGGCGGCCUGGGUGGCUCAGAUGGUUAAGGGUUUGCCUUUGGCUCUGGAUCCUGGGAUCAAGCUCCAUGGCGGGCUCCUGACUCAGCAGGGGAUAAUAAUAGCCCUAUUAUCUUAAAAAAAAUAAUAAAGUAAGUUUUAUACCCAAUGUAGGACUUGAACUCACAACUCCAAGAUCAAGAAUCACAUGCUCUACCAAUUCAGCCAACCAGGCACCCCCUAAAGUAUAUAUUUUUUAAAGAGGGUCAUUAUCUGAAUGGAUGGAUGAAACAUCUGUGAUUUACUUCAUGAAAAUCUAUGGAAGGAAAAAGGGAGAGUGAAUAGCUGAAGAUGGGGUCAUUCAAGGGGUUCGUGGGUAUUUGCACUAUUCUACUUCUGAUUAUGUUUAAAAUUUCCCAUAAUAAAUAAAGUAGUGCUAUCCAUUUGUAGCAUCUAUUUUGUUAAAUACCACAGUUUUGCUUUAGAUCUAAAAGUCAAUAGAUUCAUUAGUUAUCAUUUAUGUCUAAUUUAGCACACAUUUAUCCAAGGUUUAAAGGGAUAUACACAUGUGCACACACAAUCCUCCUCCAAAAGUGCCUGUUCUUGGAGUAAUCUAAAUAAAAUGUAGAGCUCUGAGAAUACCACUAAGUAUCAAUUUUUGAAAAUCAACUAUUUUGCAGGGAAAAUGAUUUAAAAUUUUCUUAAAAAGACAUAAUUGUCUCAAAUUACCCAAAUAUAAUCAAACUACAUUUUUCAUAUUGCACAAGUAAACACUCAAAACUAAAUGCCACCAGAUUAAGUUGCAAAAAAACCUCAGCUGGCUACUUUUCCUAAUUUACUUAUAAAAAUAAUCAUUUAGUUAAUUUUUUCUUUUUUUCUUCUCCUUCUUUUUUUUAAGUAAGCUCCUCACCCAGCAUGGAGCCCAAUGUAGGGUUGCAACCCUCGACCCUGAGAUUAAGACCUGAGAUUAAAAACUGGAUGCCUAACAACUGACUGAGCCACCCAGGAGCCCCUUAGUUAACAAUUAAUAAACCUAAGAAAAUUGACCAAAACAAACUUUUCUCCAGUAAACUGGGCAAGGAAGAGACCCCAUAAGAUUUUAAUUUUUAAAACCUUAGAACUAAUAUUAUUUUCAUUUCCAAAUCAUCCUGUCUUGCUUCUAUCUCUGCCAAUUCAACAACACAUAAGUGGCUGGAUGUUUUUUUGGAGGAGGGGGGUAAUCUCUAAUCAAUUUGAAGUAUCAGACAAUUUUCUAAAAAGAUAACUUCACACCAUUUAAUGAAACCACAGCAACCUGCCAAUAGUAUGAUAGGAUUUUAGUUUGAAGACGGCUGAAGAUGGUUUAGUUGAAGAUGGUAAAAACAGGGUAAUUACAGGUUUCUAGAUAUUGGUCAUUUGUCAAAUCUUAAAUUUUCAGAGAGACAUGGGCAAAAAUGGAUAUAGGUAAGUGUUCUCAUCCUCCUUUCAGAGACAGAAUUUCAGAAUUCUCUCAUGUAGAAGAGAAAAGGAAAGGGCACACAGCCUCAAAACUCCACUCUUCCCUUAGAAAACAGGGAAGAAAUUACAUGACUUACUUUAUAAAGUGUUCCAGCAACUAGCAAGUCUCACUAUAGCUAACAUAAUCCUUCCUAUAACUUCCAAGAAAGAGAAUCAAAGCAACUAUUCAAAAUAAAGACCACAGUAAAAUAAAGUACAUAUGUAUCUCCAA
This is a messenger RNA of Canis lupus familiaris (dog), 4580 nucleotides long. RefSeq names its product acyl-CoA oxidase 2 (gene ACOX2). The record is from RefSeq and is a predicted model, not a curated record. Gene Ontology annotation, biological process: lipid homeostasis; fatty acid beta-oxidation using acyl-CoA oxidase; very long-chain fatty acid metabolic process. Gene Ontology annotation, molecular function: fatty acid binding; FAD binding. Bases 426 to 2471 code for a protein of 681 amino acids. The transcript is spliced from 16 exons. Gene Ontology annotation, cellular component: peroxisome. Lineage: Eukaryota; Metazoa; Chordata; Mammalia; Carnivora; Canidae.